AUGAGAAAAUUGAUUAGCUUAAAACAUCUUUAUAUUGAAGGAUGUAUUUCUCUCAAGUACUCACCAAAAGGGAUUGGGAGGUUAACAAGUUUGCAGACACUGGAUAAGUUUGUUGCGUGUUGCGGUGACAAGGAAGAAGCAUUACAAUUUGAAGAUCUGAGAACCUUGAACCUUCAGGGUAGUCUCGUCGUACAGGUUUCUGGGGAUGUAAAAGAUGUGAAUGAGGUUGAGAAAGCUCAAUUGUGGGAUCAAAAGAAACUUUUUCAUCUCGGAAUAGAUUGUAGAGAUAUGCACUACAGGCAGACAAAAAGCAGUGUAGAAAUAUUGAAUGUCUUACGACCGCACAAAGAUUUGGAAGCUCUGGACAUUGUUGGGCAUACUGGGACCGCCUGGCCAAUUUGGAUGGCAUCGUUAAACCACUUGAGAAUCGUUACCAUUGUAGGGUGGGAAGAGUGUGAAUUUUUGCCUCCUCUUGGGAAACUUCCGUCCCUUGAAAUACUGACCAUAGCUAGGAAGCAGAGAGUGAGAAAGGUUGGUGGUGAAUUUUUGGGAAUAGAAGAUCAAACAUCAUUCAAAUCAUCGCCAUCAUUAUUCCCAAAACUGAAAGAACUCCGCCUUCGCAGAAUGGAUAACUGGGAAGAGUGGGAAGGCGUGGAAGGGUGGAAGAAAGAAGAAUCUGAAAUUACAAUCAUGCCAUGCCUUUCUUACUUAGAAAUUUAUUUCUGCCCUGAUUUAAAGACACUGCCAGACUUCCUUUGCAAAGUACCACUACAAAAUCUUAUCGUCAACAGAUGCUCGAGAAUCCUUGAAAAGCGUUGCGAACAAGGCAGUGGAGAGGAAUGGCCCAAGAUUUCUCAUAUCUCAAACAUCCAUUUUCUAUCCGAAGUGAGGACUCCAAAUCUAAUGCAUCCUGAAAAUAGAAAUUGGCGGACAGUGGAUUAUAUUUCAUAG
Malus domestica (apple) is the source of this 951-nucleotide messenger RNA. The record is from RefSeq and is a predicted model, not a curated record. NCBI's taxonomy places the organism in Eukaryota, Viridiplantae, Streptophyta, Magnoliopsida, Rosales, Rosaceae.